AUGACGUCAGCUGAUCCCAACCCCCUGACCACUCACGUGCUGAACACCGGAGACGGCGUCCCGGCGGCCAAGAUGGAUGUCAGCCUGCACCGGCUCGACUCCACGCUGAUGAUCUGGAACAUGCUGAGUGUCGGGACUACAAAUGAAGAUGGCCGCUGCUCAGGACUCGUCAGCAGAGAAGCGUUCAGCCCCGGCAUGUACAAGCUGCGCUUUGAGACGGGUUCCUACUGGGAGAACAUGGGUCAGAACUCCUUCUACCCAUAUGUAGAGGUUGUGUUUACCAUCACUGAGACGGAGCAGAGGUUUCACCUCCCUCUGCUGAUGAGUCGCUUCUCCUACAGCACGUACAGAGGAAGCUGAGAGCAGCUUGAACCAGCGUUCUCAUUCAUAAAGAGAGACAUGAAUACAAGUAUAAGAGUGUAACAAACACAACAGGAUAAUCACCAGAAACACACACACACACACACACACACACACACACACAC
This is a messenger RNA of Perca flavescens (yellow perch), 485 nucleotides long. It is a transcript of the gene urahb, whose product is annotated as urate (5-hydroxyiso-) hydrolase b. Lineage: Eukaryota; Metazoa; Chordata; Actinopteri; Perciformes; Percidae. Bases 1 to 360 code for a protein of 119 amino acids. Gene Ontology annotation, biological process: purine nucleobase metabolic process. The record is from RefSeq and is a predicted model, not a curated record. The transcript is spliced from 3 exons. Gene Ontology annotation, molecular function: hydroxyisourate hydrolase activity.